UAUUAUGUUGUUAUAUUAUAUUUUUUUUAUUUUAUUAAAAAGUAAAAUACAAUAUAUAUGAUAUUUUGUACGGGAAAUAUAGACUAAAAUGAACAUUGAUGGAGAUAUUUUAUAAAUUGGAUAAUUUUAUUAUUAUAUAAAUUAUUUUAUAAAAAUAUCAAAUAUAAAUUUUUGAAAUUAGGUUUCAGCUACGAUAAGAAGAUAAAUAUAAUAACUUUCCCCUUCAUCAUCUUUUCCUCCUUUACUACAGUAAAAAAGAGAGAAAGAGAUAAUUUAAGAGUCGAAGUCAAAGGUUGAUAAAGAUAAAAUGAUUCUUCUCGAAAAUAUAAUUAAAAAAAUCGACUUUAGAACUUUAGACGAUACGAACAAACGUUUCAUUUCUUACGUAGACGCUACAAGUGUCAAUGUACAUUAUCGAUGGGGGAAGAACAUCUUUAUUUUAAUAUUUAUAUAUUUAAGAUAAGAAGAUGAAGACUUUUUAUAAUAUGUGUAAAUAUUUGUAUCAAUCUUGAUUUGGUGAAGUACGAACUUCGAAUAAUAAUGAUUUUAAUAAUACUAAUAUUUCAAAGUAUGAACAAAACAUUCGAAAUUUUACUUUAUUUAUAAUUUCAAAACAAAUUUUUAAUGAGGUUUUGUUAUAUUAAUGUAAUAUCAAGUAGCUAAUUUAGCAUGAAUUUUUAACUUAAGAUAUGAUUUACAUUCAUUUAUUUUUUUAAAAAAAUAUGAAUUGCACUGUAAAAAACUAUUUAAUGGAAUCUAAUAAUUGAUAUUAUAUCUUUAUUUAUGAUAAUUAUUAAAAACUAUUUUAUAUUUAAAUAUAUCAUAAUAUUUUAAAAAUAUUAUUUCAAGAAAUUGGAAAAUACUCCUACGUUUAAUUGAAAUCUUAAUGCCAAUGAUUCCUUGUCGCGUUAUAAAAUUACAACAUUAAUAGUUUUAUAACUAACCUUGAUUUAACUUCGUUCAAUAUUCUUACCAUUAUUCUUUUAUGUACAUUGUCCAUGUUUCACACGUCUUCUUCUUCAGAGUCUUCUUCAAAGUCUCCAGAAAACGAGCACUAUAAUGACGUAAUUCCUCAAGUAGAUAAACCGUGUCCGCUUUCUGUCAUAUCGUGUUCAAUACCUUAAUUAACUUUACGUCUUCAAAUGUAUUUACGGUCAAUUCUCUAUCCGUGUUUCUUGAAUUCUAUGAAAAACGAAAUAUCCACGUUUAAAACGAGAAGUACAAUUAACAGGAAGACAUACCGCGAUACCACCUUGAUUCGAAAAGUCAAGACAUCCGUGUUUCGCGUACAGAGCCCUUAAUUGGGCUUAAUUAACGAUCGUCUGUCUUUGUCAUUGUGACUCACAAAGCGAAUGUAACUUCUUGUAUUUAUCUCGUUUUUUCUUGUCACUAUUCUUUUAUUUCCACACUCUGUAAUUUUUUUUUUAUCAUAUACAACUUUGUCAAAUCUGUAUCUUUGUUUCAGAUAUUAAUUAUGAAACAUUUUGUUGUAGGUAUUGUAAAUUGAGAAUCGUAAUGAGGAUCAAAACGUAAUUUAUGAACAAAACAAAUUUUAUUAUGAGAAAUUCAUAUUUCAGAAAAUUGAUAUUUAAAGAAAAGCGUAACGGAGCGGAUAUAGCAAAAUUGUGUGCUGGACUAUUUUAUCGUCAUCCUGUGUACAUCAAAAUACGUUUUGAUUCAAAUUUCAUCUAUAAAUAAUUCUUUUUCGUGUCUUUUAAUUGUUUUUACUAUUGUGUAGUUUCGUUAUUUUUAUUAUCUUUUUAUUAUCUUUCCUUUAAUUGUAUCCUUUGUUUCAACUUGCAUUAUUUGUGUUAAAAACUAAAUAAAAUUUCCAACAUCUAGAUACGAAAACAGGAUAACAUAUAACUCGAGGAAAAUUACCCAAGAGGGGUAACGUUCAAGGAUGAAUCAUUCCCAAAAUGAAAUGAAUUGAACGAUCGAUAUCAAAACCACACGAACGAAUUUCGCGUGCAACUUAUAACAUUAGAACAUAAGCCAAGCAUAUGCAUAAUAGAUUUAACGAUAAGGUGAUGCAAUUAUAUAAUUUUAAUAUUAAUUUACGCCGUAAUUUAAUGCGAUGACUAAAGCAACCAUUGGAAUAUUUAUUUUCUUUGAUGAUGUAGAUAUCGAAGAUAAAUGCAAUUAAUUAAUUUAUUAAAAAUAUGUUGUUAAAUUGAUUUUCAUAUUCACAUAAUGCAGCGGAAAAAAUUGUUUGACGGAACGAUUACACGGUUGGAAGAAUAUUUAAAAUGUACGUACACCUUGAUAACAGUCGGGUUGAAUACGAGAAGUUCUUUCACAAAACUUACCUUGGAUGACGAUAAUGCUAACAAUCGUUAUCGUUCAUAUCAUAUAGUACCCUCCCACCGGUAUCCUUAUCCUAUAAUCUUGCAUAUACUUCCGGUUACGACAAUUAUUAUGUUAUGCGUACGAAACAAGUCUGGGUAAUGAAGAAAAAAGUAUAAAAAGCCGUGGACAAUGGUGGUAAAAUUAAAAUUACGAAACUGAAUACGAGAUUGAAACGAUAUUCUCAGUAACGAUAGAAAAUAUAUCGAAAUACGAUUAUUUUAUUUACCACUUUCAUCUUAAAGGGUUAGCAAGUAAUUUCAAAAAAAUAAUUUAUUUAUUUCAAUGAAGCAGAAUCAAGCGAGAGCGGUAUCCAUGUAAAAGCAUCGCGGUCCCGACGAUUAUCGAGGAUGUCGAAGAAGAGGGCUUAGCAUGAACCACGCCGCUACAUUUAGAGUGUUGAUACUGAUCCUGAUCCUCGGUGAUCUCGAAUCGGUCACAGUGGUGAACCAUCAUCCGGACGAGGAAUAUUACCUGGAGCAUGAAGUCCUCUACGAGGAGGCGAUUAAAGAGGCGAAAAAGUUGCAGCUCUAUCCCGGACCAAUCCCAGGAUGCAAGCCUUGCACGAACACCGAGAUGACUUACUGCAAAGAUGGAAGUGUGAUAAAUGAUCAUUGUUGUUGCGAUGGCAGCGUUAACGAGGUAUUUCCCUUCGUGACGCACACUUGUCGUGUCGGGCCCGAGGAAUGCAAAGUGCAAGCUGGAGAUUGUGCUGAAUACGCGAGGUUACGGGAAUGUUGUUGUCAUUCUUACUUAGCUUCUAUUUGGAAAUAUUUAGCAAAUGCAGCAGGAUCAUCAACGAAUAUAAAUGUUAUAAAGUUCCUGGCGAUAUUAACGGUGCUCAGGUUGCUCUUUUAGCCGGCCUAAUUAAUAAUACACGUUUAAUACCAAAUAUUAUAUAUAUAUAUAUAUAUAUAUAUAUAAAAGUUUUAUUUUAAUAAAUUAUUUUUUCACCGUACAAGAAAUAUUAAAGGCAAAUGAAUGUUUAUAACACGUGGCAAUGAAAGUGAAAUUUUUACUAAUUUGAUAGAAACAAUUUUUGCGAUUUCUCGUGUAUAUAUAUAGUAUAUGAAGAAAUGUAAUUGUACAAAGAAAUAUAAAUGAAUAUAAUAGCGGUUGUAUUUGUAUUUUAAUGGAUGAAAUGCAACAAAUAAUGUACAAACGUGUAUUUGAAAUCUUAUUUUAAUUUUUUUCUUUCGUUGCGGAUGUGAUGCAAUUUUACGUAAACGAUAGUUCCUUAAUUAUAAACAAUAAGAUAAAACGAUUACACGAGACGCGUAAAAAUUUGCUCACAAUCGAAUUAUUGCAACAUUAUCGUUACUUAAGAUAAAGAAGAAUUUACCGUAUAAAAAACUUAUUGAACGAAACAAAAUAUAAUUAUUAUUAAAUAUUUUUAAUAAUAUUUAAAUAAUAGAUAAUUUUUAAUCACUAAGGAGAAUUAUUAUAAUUUAUAUAGGAGGCCAAAAUUUUAUAUAAAAUUUUUUUUUAUGGUUGGCAAUAAAAUUUUAUGGUUGCGAAAUUAAA
This is a messenger RNA of Apis cerana (Asiatic honeybee), 3870 nucleotides long. RefSeq lists its product as uncharacterized. The record is from RefSeq and is a predicted model, not a curated record. NCBI's taxonomy places the organism in Eukaryota, Metazoa, Arthropoda, Insecta, Hymenoptera, Apidae.